This is a messenger RNA of Aspergillus ruber CBS 135680, 222 nucleotides long. RefSeq names its product cytochrome c oxidase subunit 7. The record is from RefSeq and is a predicted model, not a curated record. Lineage: Eukaryota; Fungi; Ascomycota; Eurotiomycetes; Eurotiales; Aspergillaceae. Gene Ontology annotation, biological process: mitochondrial electron transport, cytochrome c to oxygen. The transcript has 5 exons. The coding region runs from base 1 to 222 and encodes 73 amino acids.
AUGUACCGCACCGUCCCUCGUAUGGCUGGGUUCGUGUUCCGCGAGAACCGUGUCCCUUACUACCAGCGUCUGUUCCAGCAGCACGAUGGUAAGCGCCAGUGGUGGAAGUCUUCGCGCUCCGGUUACAUAAUGUACCCCUACCUCUUCUCCGUCUACGGCAUGGGUGCUGCUACCUUGUACGCCCUUGGUCGCAUGGUUUUCGGCCACAAGACCUGGAUCUAA